Molecule: messenger RNA, 1513 nt
Organism: Tripterygium wilfordii
Lineage: Eukaryota; Viridiplantae; Streptophyta; Magnoliopsida; Celastrales; Celastraceae
Product: traB domain-containing protein-like
Exons: 9
Coding region: 66-1298 (410 amino acids)
Source: RefSeq, a predicted model, not a curated record
GCUACAUUAAUCUCCACUCCACGAUAUGUGCACAGUUGCGCACGCUUCGACACCGUAACUCGUAUAUGAUUCGCUCAACUCGGUUAGUGUACCCUCUCUCCCGAGUCGCACCGAUUCGUAACAACCACAGAGAAAUUCCUUCUCCAUCGGGUUAUGCCCUUCAUUUCACGCUCUCAUCCAGAAAAUUUCCUAGGGUUGCUUCCGUUGCUUUCAGAACGAAUCUCCAAAAUUCAGACCCGCGCCCGCCGGUAAUGGAACUGAACCCGCAGGAAUCUGUGCCGCCAGCUGGCGAGGAUUUUGUGCAUAUUGAAAAUCCCACUUCUGACCCUAACGAUGAGGCGUUGAGCGAGAGCAUUGUCAACGUUGAGGAGGAGCUGAGAGCUGACAACGAGGUCGAUUCUCGGAGUGGUGAGGAUGGGAAUUCAGAGCAGGGAAGGGUACUUCCUGAAGAGUUUUCAAGAAGUGUGAUGGUCCUCACUUGCGAUUCGACGGCGGAGAGUGGCAAAUGCGACGUGUACUUGGUUGGCACGGCUCAUGUGUUUCAGGAAUCAUGUAGAGAAGUUGAAGCCGUAGUCAGUCACUUGAAACCACAGGUUGUCUUCUUGGAGUUAUGCUCUAGUAGAGUUGCUGUGCUUAGCCCUCAAAAUAUAAAGGUACCGACUAUGGGUGAAAUGGUGGAAAUGUGGAAGAAAAAGCAUAAUAUAUUUGGAAUACUUUACAGCUGGUUUCUUGCUAAGGUUGCUAAUAAGCUUGAGGUUUUUCCUGGCUCUGAGUUUCGCGUGGCAUUUGAAGAAGCAAAGAAGUAUGGUGGCAAGGUAAUACUUGGUGAUCGCCCUGUACAGAUUACACUGAGGAGGACCUGGGGAAGAAUGCCGCUCUGGCAUAAAGCAAAAUUACUCUACUCCUUACUUUUUCAGGCAUUCUUUUUACCAAGCCCCGAAGAUCUUAACAAGAUGCUAAAGGAAAUGUACGAUGUUGACAUGCUAACUCUGGUGAUUCAAGAGAUGAGCAAGGAGUUCCCGACUUUAAUGGAAACCCUUGUACAUGAGCGAGAUCAGUACAUGUCAUCCAGACUGCUGAGAGUGGCGAGUGAGCAUAGUUCUGUUGUAGCAGUUGUUGGAAGGGGACACCUCAAUGGAAUUAAGAAGUACUGGAAGCAGCCUGUUGCGGUUAAGGAUCUUCUUGAAAUUCCUUCUCCGACGUCCACUGUUUCUACUUUAAAGAUUCUUACAUCCGUGGGUGCUGUAGUCGCUGGGGUUGCUAUUAUUUCCGGCAUAUAUCUAAAUGGCAGGAAAUAGUCCUUUAUUUAACAGCAUGCAAUCGUGAUGGGUUGGAUAAUGUCCCUUCUUAACUUAAAGCACCUUUCUAGUCUGAAAUUUGGUAUGAAUAAGAAUACAAGGUAAAAAAGCUACUAGGAGUCCUUAUACACAUGUAGUGUGGCCUUUGAUCAUAGUUAUAACUAAACUAUAAUUUAUCAUUCUUUUUCGUUGUCAUUUCUAUUUCUUUGGUUUCU